Molecule: messenger RNA, 3197 nt
Organism: Protobothrops mucrosquamatus (brown spotted pit viper)
Lineage: Eukaryota; Metazoa; Chordata; Lepidosauria; Squamata; Viperidae
Gene: KCP
Product: kielin cysteine rich BMP regulator
Exons: 23
Molecular function (GO): protein binding
Source: RefSeq, a predicted model, not a curated record
GCUGCUUCUACCAGGGCAAGGAGCUGCCCAACGGGGAGCAGUUUGCGGACCCCCAAGACCCCUGCCGCCUCUGCUCCUGCUGGGAAGGGAGCGUCAGCUGCAAACUCAAAAGUUGCCCUCCGGCCGAGUGCCCCUUCCCGGUGCCCGGGCCUUGCUGCAAGAGCUGUGAAGGGUGCGAGUACGUCUCCCAGCGCUACCUGAGCGGGCAGGAGUUCCCGGACCCCCAGGACCCCUGUGGUCUCUGCUCCUGCCUGGACGGCUUCAUCACCUGCACGAAGAAGCCCUGUUUCCAGGCACCCUGCAGCCACCCUCUCCGGACGUCCGGCCGGUGCUGUCCUACCUGCCAGGACUGCGCCUUUCAUGGGGUCACCGUUGCCAAUGGCCACUCCGUCCCUGAUCCAGCAGACCCUCUCUGCUCUGAGUGCACCUGCCAGGUGGGCUCAGUCAAUUGCAUGAAGAAGCUCUGCACGCCUGCCAGCUGUGCCCACCCGGUGCCUGGCCCAUGUGCCUGCCCCCUGUGCCAGGGCUGCAGGUUCCAGGGUCAGGACUACGGAGAUGGAGAGAGCGUCGCUUCCCAACACCAGCCCUGCGAGGAGUGCCAAUGCCUGGCAGGAACGGUGACAUGCCAGCCCAAGCCUUGCCCACAUCAGUGUGCCCACCCCGUGCCCCUCGCCCGGACGGCCUGCUGCCCCUUGUGCGAUGGCUGCCUUUACGAGGGUCAGGAGUACGCCAACCGAGUGGUCUUCACCCCGCCCUCCGAUCCCUGCCGGCGCUGCAGCUGCCUGGGGGGCAACGUGAUCUGCACCCCCGUGCCGUGCCCACCGGCCCUGUGUGCCAAACCCAGCCGAAAGCCUGGCGAAUGCUGUCCGCGGUGCCAAGUGUGCCAGCACGGAGGCCGGGAGUAUCUUGAAGGCACCCAAUGGCUCUCGGCUUUGGACCCUUGCCAGGAGUGCUUCUGUGGGCCUGGGGGUGAAGCCUCUUGCCAGCCGGUGCCCUGCGAAGCUACGCUCUGCUCGCACCCAGCUCCGGGCCCCUGCUGCCCCCUGUGCCAUGACUGCCUUUUCGAAGGGGACCACUAUGCCCACGGGCAGGCUUUCCAGCCGGAGUCAUGCCUGCGGUGCCUCUGCCAGGACGGCAAUGUCCACUGUGAGGUCAUCGCCUGCCCUCCUGCCACGUGUGCCCACCCAGUGACGGAGCCUGGAAUUUGCUGCCCACGUUGCAAAGGUUGCAUGCAGGAGGGCCAGGACCGGCCCGAUGGCAGCAGCUGGUUUUCUCCUUCGGACCCCUGCCAGGCCUGCCUCUGUGUGGAUGGCGUCGUCACUUGCACCCGGAUCAUCUGCGUGAACACCUGCCCCGCACAGGUGGAGAUGCCCGGGGAGUGCUGCCCGGUGUGUGCAGAUUGCAGUUACGGGGGCCGUAAAUACGGGCCAGGGGAGAGCUUCCAGCCUAGGAGAGACCCCUGUGAAGUCUGCACCUGUCAGCUUAUGUCGGACGGCCAUCCGCACCUCCAGUGCCACCGCAGACGGUGCCCCAGCCUCCUGGAUUGCACCCAGGACCAGAUUCAGGCGCCGGCACCUGGCGACUGCUGCCCCACCUGUGCCCAAGCCCUCAGCAACUGCACCUCCGACCUGCUGGGCAACCAGGUGCAAGCCACGGAGGACCCCUGCCACACCUGUACCUGCCAGGAUCUGACCUGGGUCUGUGUGCUCCGAGGAUGCCCGUCGCUCAGCUGCCCCACCGCCGAACGCUUCACCCCCCCGGGGUCCUGCUGCCCAGUCUGUGACGAAUGCGUGAUUGAGCCUGACGGCCGGCACAUACCUGACGGGGAGACAUGGAAGGACAGCGUGGACAGCUGCGUGUCCUGUUCGUGCCACCUGGGACACGUCGAGUGCCACAUCCAGGAGUGUCUGCCCUUGGUGUGCCCGGAUGGCCUGGUGGAGGCGCGGGUGCUGGGCCAGUGCUGCGCCGAAUGCCGAGAUCCCAGCCAGAACUGCUCCCACCUGAGCCAGGUGUUCCAGUCCAGCCAGCGUUGGCAGGUGGACGAAUGUACCUCCUGCACCUGUAUCUCCAACCAGGUGCAUUGUCGUCGUGAACGUUGCUCCCUGCCUGCCUGUGCUGCGGAUGAGACUCCGGCCCUGAUCCCCGGCGUGUGCUGCCCCCGCUGCGUCCCACAUCCCGCCACCUGUGUGGCCUUUGGUGACCCCCACUACCGGACAUUCGACGGCAAAAUGAUCCACUUCCAGGGGAGCUGCAUGUACGUCCUGUCCCAGGAUUGCCAUGGGGGGGACUUCAGCAUCCAUGUGACCAAUGAGGAUCGUGGACGCCCGGGCGUGUCUUGGACUAAGGAGGUGACUGUGCUGAUCGGGGACACCACAGUGCAGUUGCUACAGGAUGGUGUGGUCAUGGUGGACUCCCAGACCAUCAACCUCCCCUUCCUGAAGGAGCCCCAUCUCUCCGUGGAGCCAAAGGGGAGCACCCUGCUAUUGAACACCAACAUCGGUGUCAAGGUGCUCUGGAACGGCCGCUCACAUCUGGAAGUCAGUGUGCCCGGAACAUACAAAGGGCGCCUGUGUGGACUUUGCGGCAACUUCAACAGCUUCCCCCAGGACGAUCUGCGGAUGCGGUCAGGGCACCUGAGCCUGUCGGAGGCAGCUUUUGGGAACAGCUGGAAGGUGGCCGCCGCCAACUCUACAGGUUCAGACCGCUGCGCCGACGCCCUGGAUGCAGAUCCUUGCAAAGGAUCCGGCUACCGUUCCCGCAAAGAGGCCAAUGCCCGCUGCAAGGUGCUGAAGUCACCCCCCUUCGAGCGGUGCCACGCUGCCGUUCCCCCAGAGCCCUUCUUCGCUUCCUGCGUCUAUGACCUCUGCGCCUGUGGGGCUGCGGGCUUGGACAACUGCCUCUGCGAGGUCCUGGAGGCCUAUGCCAGCCAGUGCCGCCAUGCUGGCGUGAUGGUCCAGUGGCGCUCACCUACCCUCUGCGCGGUGGGCUGUCCCCAAGAGCGGGGCUACAUCUUCGAUGAGUGUGGACCCCCCUGCCCCAAGACCUGCUUCAACCACGCUAUACCCCUGGGGGUGCUGGAGUCCCACUGCUUUAAGCCCUGUGUGCCAGGUUGCCAGUGCCCAGCAGGUUUCGUAGAGCACCAGGCCCACUGCAUCCUCCCAGAGGCCUGUCCUUCCAUCGUCCACGGCACCCUCUGA